AUGUCUUCAAAUUUGUCCUUACUCACACACCUUCGCCCCCGCGUACUGGCGCGAACCCGACCGGGCGCAAUUCGCAGUUUCACCAUCCCUCAGCGUCUCCGCUCAGAUGCUUCCUCGGUAGCCUCGGCCUUCUUGUCGCGCUUCCAAUCUCUAGGGCCACAAACCCGCACGCAAACGAUAGAUGCAAACCAGCUCCAGCUUCUCACCCUCACCCUCAAUCGCCCGACUCUCUUCCCCGGUGCCCCCUCCCUAUCGAAUAGCGCUCCCGCUCCGCAAUCUGCAGUACCCGUGCCGCCGGGCUAUCACCUCGCGUAUUUCACACCCGCGUUCCUGGAAAGUGAACUUGGGGCGGAUGGAACCGAUGUGUCGUAUAAUCCCGACGUGCCUUUCACGCGGCGCAUGUGGGCCGGCGGCGAGGUGCUGUGGCCCCGUGUGGAUGGGAAACCCAAUCUGUUACGGGUAGGACAGCAGGUGCAGGAGACAACACGGGUACUUAGUGCGGAGGCCAAGGUUGUGAAAAAGACCGGCGAGGACAUGAUUGUUGUUGGAGUCGAGAAAGAAUUCGCCAACGAGCACGGCGUGUCAAUUAUUGACCGACGCAAUUGGGUGUUCCGCAAAGCUCUACCUGUUCCAUCUGCGUCAACGUCAUCCAGCGCUCUUCCGUCCCCAACGUCCCAUAUUGCGACCCCAAAUCCUACCUCGUUCGCCAUUUCCACCGAGGGCAACGCCCAUACGCGAACACUGGUGCAAACGCCGGUGUCCCUUUUCCGCUUCUCUGCUCUGACUUUCAACCCUCAUAAGAUCCACUACUCACUGCCCUGGGCGCGGGAUGUAGAAGGACACAAGGAUAUUGUAGUACAUGGUCCAUUGAAUCUGAUCUGCAUUCUUGAUCUCUGGCGUGACACGCGCCAGAAUGUCACCGAUUCUACCUUGGUUGUUCCUGAGCGCAUCUCUUACCGGGCAACGAGUCCAUUAUAUGCCGGGGAUGAGUAUCGGAUUGUGCUUGAGGACGGCGAGGGAACAGAGGUGCAGAUUAUUGGGCCCGGGGGAGUAGUGGCCAUGAAGGCUGAGAUCCACUAA
Messenger RNA from Penicillium roqueforti, 1080 nucleotides. Its product is annotated as hydroxyacyl-thioester dehydratase HTD2. Gene Ontology annotation, cellular component: mitochondrion. The transcript is spliced from 2 exons. Gene Ontology annotation, molecular function: (3R)-hydroxyacyl-[acyl-carrier-protein] dehydratase activity. The record is from RefSeq and is a predicted model, not a curated record. Lineage: Eukaryota; Fungi; Ascomycota; Eurotiomycetes; Eurotiales; Aspergillaceae. Bases 1 to 1080 code for a protein of 359 amino acids.